This is a messenger RNA of Conger conger (European conger), 986 nucleotides long. It is a transcript of the gene barx2, whose product is annotated as BARX homeobox 2. The transcript is spliced from 4 exons. The coding region runs from base 168 to 986 and encodes 272 amino acids. Gene Ontology annotation, molecular function: DNA-binding transcription factor activity, RNA polymerase II-specific; RNA polymerase II transcription regulatory region sequence-specific DNA binding. Gene Ontology annotation, biological process: regulation of transcription by RNA polymerase II. The record is from RefSeq and is a predicted model, not a curated record. NCBI's taxonomy places the organism in Eukaryota, Metazoa, Chordata, Actinopteri, Anguilliformes, Congridae. Gene Ontology annotation, cellular component: nucleus.
GCACGGUGACUUGGACGGCGCAAGUUAUACUGUAGCGUAGUUCAAAAGGGACGGCUACUAGCGAGGCGAGGCUAGCAUUGGAAAUACUAAUUACCAAAUUCCGAUAACCCUUUUUAUUACAACUGUAUCUUCAGUUUUUUUUUUCGGUGUGCACACAGCGGUUGAUUAUGCACUGCCACGCCGAGUUGAGACUCUCUUCCCCCGGCCAGCUGAAAGCAGCCAGGCGGCGGUACAAGACUUUCAUGAUUGACGAAAUUCUUUCCAAGGAGACUUGCGAUUACUUUGAAAAACUUUCCCUUUAUUCUGUGUGCCCUUCUCUCAUCGUCCGGCCAAAACCUAUGCACUCAUGUUCUGGCCCCUCCUCCAUGCGGGCGUACCCCCUCCUGUCAGUCAUCACGCGCCAGCCGCCCAGCCUGACGCAGGCCUCCCCCCCGGGGCGGCUGCCCCCCUCCCUGCCCGUGCGGUCCCCCCCGCCGGCGCCGGGCGACCCGGCCGUCAGCAUUAGCAGCGAGUCGGAGGCGGAGCAGGGGGCGGUCAGGCCCAAGAAGCCGCGCCGCAGCAGAACCAUCUUCACCGAGCUGCAGCUGCUGGGCCUGGAGAAGAAGUUCCAGAAGCAGAAGUACCUCUCCACGCCCGACAGACUGGACCUGGCACAGUCCCUGGGCCUCACGCAGCUGCAGGUUAAGACCUGGUACCAGAACAGACGCAUGAAGUGGAAGAAGAUGGUCCUCAAGGGGGGGCAGGAGGCUCCCACCAAACCCAAAGGCCGGCCCAAGAAGAACUCCAUCCCCAGCACGGAGGAGGUGGAGGCGGAGGAGAGACUGGCCCUGCAGGCGGAGGAGGAGAGGUCCCGCUGGGGGGAGCCCCAGGACCUCAGCUCGCCGGCGGGGGAUGUGGAACCCCGGGCCUCGGCCCCGGGCCCCGCCCCCGGCCCCGGACCCCAGCCGCCGCCGGCACCGCAACCCGACGCGCGUCCCACCAGCUAG